Messenger RNA from Ustilago hordei, 582 nucleotides. RefSeq names its product putative HAM1 - protein involved in DNA repair. The coding region runs from base 1 to 582 and encodes 193 amino acids. The record is from RefSeq and is a predicted model, not a curated record. The transcript has a single exon. Gene Ontology annotation, biological process: nucleoside triphosphate catabolic process. Gene Ontology annotation, molecular function: nucleoside triphosphate diphosphatase activity. Gene Ontology annotation, cellular component: cytoplasm. Lineage: Eukaryota; Fungi; Basidiomycota; Ustilaginomycetes; Ustilaginales; Ustilaginaceae.
AUGUCUAAGCCCACCCUUACUUUUGUCACAGGCAACGCCAAUAAGCUGCGUGAGGUUCAGCAGAUCUUCGCAGCAUCUCCCAACUUCUCUUACGAGCUCACAAACAAGGACCUCGACCUACCCGAGAUUCAAGGAUCAACGCGAAAAGUAGCUCAAGCCAAAUGCGCAGCUGCAGCGCAAGCCCUCAAUGGACCCUGCAUCACCGAAGACACUGCACUCGGCUUCCAUGCGCUCGGUGGACUGCCAGGACCCUACAUCAAGGACUUCAUGAAAACAAUAGGUCACGACGGGCUGAACAAGAUGCUUGACGGCUUCGAAGAUCGCACCGCGUCCGCGAUUUGCACCUUCGCCUACUGUGCUGGACCAGGCGAGGAAGUCAAGCUUUUUGAAGGCAAGACCGAGGGUGUCAUCGUUCCUCCACGUGGACCAACAUACUUUGGAUGGGACCCGAUUCUUGAGAUAAAGGGCACCGGUUUGACAUACGCAGAGAUGGACCCCAAGCAGAAGAACUCGCUUUCACACAGAUACAAGGCGCUAGCAUUGCUGCAAGAGAAUCUCGUCAGCCUGACAGACAAAGCAUGA